CAGCGGAACCGGGCACCAAAGCCCGGGAGGUCAGAAAUUCGUGCCGCAGGCGGCACCAAUAGCUAGGGUAGGGGUCGGGAAGGGGUGAAGAUCAAGUCAGCAAAAGCAACGCGCAGCCGGAGCACGAUCCAAGAGUUGGUCAGGGUCGCAGGUCUGGGGAGGAAGCCGGGCGUGAUGGCACACGCCUGUAAUCCCACCACUCAGGAGGUGGAGUCUGGAGGACUGCUGGGAAUUAAAAGCCAGCCUGUGCUACCUAGGGAGUACCAGGACAGCCAGGGCUACGUAGCAAGACCCUAUCUCAAAACAAAAUAGAUUCCUCGCCUCAAAAAAGUGGCGAGGAAGAAGAAGUCGUUCCGGGGACAGAAGUUGUAGGACUUAAGAGAGGACACUCGAGAACUCUUCGCAACGCUGUCAUUUUUGUGCCUAGGGAAGCGGUCCUGCACCAUGUCUCAGCCGCCACUUCGAGGUGUGACCAGUCUCCAUUUCAACCAAGACCAAAGUUGCUUUUGCUGUGCCAUGGAGACAGGUGUACGUAUCUAUAAUGUGGAGCCACUGAUGGAGAAGGGGCAUCUGGACCACGAGCAGGUAGGCAGCGUGGGCCUGGUAGAGAUGCUGCACCGAUCUAACCUGCUGGCCCUGGUAGGCGGUGGGAGCAGCCCCAAGUUCUCUGAGAUCUCCGUGCUCAUCUGGGACGACGCCCAAGAAGGCAAGGACUCCAAGGACAAACUGGUGCUGGAGUUCACCUUUACCAAGCCAGUGCUGGCUGUGCGCAUGCGCUAUGACAAGAUUGUGAUCGUGCUGAGGAACCGCAUCUAUGUGUACUCUUUCCCGGACAGUCCUCGAAAGCUAUUUGAAUUUGAUACUCGGGACAACCCCAAGGGUCUGUGCGACCUCUGCCCAAGCCUGGAGAAGCAACUGCUUGUGUUUCCUGGACACAAGUGUGGAAGUCUGCAACUUGUGGAUCUGGCAAGCACCAAGCCUGGCACUUCCUCAGCUCCAUUCACCAUUAAUGCACAUCAGAGUGAUGUGGCCUGUGUGUCCCUGAACCAGCCCGGCACUGUGGUGGCGUCGGCCUCCCAGAAGGGUACUCUAAUUCGUCUGUUUGACACGCAGUCGAAGGAAAAACUGGUGGAGCUUCGAAGAGGCACGGACCCUGCCACCCUGUAUUGCAUUAACUUCAGCCACGACUCCUCCUUCCUCUGUGCUUCCAGUGACAAGGGCACUGUCCAUAUCUUUGCUCUUAAAGACACCCGUCUCAACCGGCGCUCUGCGCUGGCUCGUGUGGGCAAGGUUGGGCCUAUGAUUGGGCAGUACGUGGAUUCUCAGUGGAGCCUGGCCAGCUUUACCGUGCCUGCCGAGUCAGCAUGCAUCUGUGCCUUUGGUCGGAACACCUCCAAGAAUGUCAACUCUGUAAUUGCCAUCUGCGUAGACGGGACCUUCCACAAAUAUGUCUUCACGCCUGAUGGAAACUGCAACCGAGAGGCUUUUGACGUGUACCUUGACAUCUGUGACGACGAUGACUUUUAAAAGCCCUGGCAGCUACACUAGGAACCUGCAGUAGCAGUGGCCAAUCUGAGUCUUGAGGGUGUUGAAGCAGCCAGCAAGCAUCAAGGAGGCCUUCCACUCUCCACUCAAGCACAGCUGUAUCUAAAGAAACAGCUCGCUUCCCCCAGCACUUUUUUUGUGAGUGUGCUGAAGGCCAAGGACAGAUUGCCUGGGCCACCUAGUCUGGAAAACACAGGGACCCAAAGGGAUUGUCGUAAUCCAACCUGGGGAUUUAAAAAAGGUUACCAGGAGAGAUAGCCUCUGUGAUGUAUAUCAAUAAAAGGCUUUUAAAUGGCA
Alexandromys fortis (reed vole) is the source of this 1842-nucleotide messenger RNA. It is a transcript of the gene Wdr45, whose product is annotated as WD repeat domain 45. The record is from RefSeq and is a predicted model, not a curated record. The coding region runs from base 445 to 1527 and encodes 360 amino acids. Gene Ontology annotation, biological process: protein localization to phagophore assembly site; nucleophagy; autophagy of mitochondrion. Lineage: Eukaryota; Metazoa; Chordata; Mammalia; Rodentia; Cricetidae. The transcript is spliced from 11 exons. Gene Ontology annotation, cellular component: extrinsic component of membrane; phagophore assembly site membrane; cytosol. Gene Ontology annotation, molecular function: protein binding; phosphatidylinositol-3,5-bisphosphate binding; phosphatidylinositol-3-phosphate binding.